CGAAGACCACGACCAACUCUGCGAAGACGACGGGAGGUAGCCGGCCGCUCUUCUAGUGCGAUCAGUGAGAAUGGCUGGAAGUUUUAUUAGGUACAUAGUGGGACCCCGGCUUUACAGGCUGCAUAGAACCGCAGACAGAGACGGUCGGAGCUAUGAUCCCAAUGGCCUGGAGGGCUACAGUGAUACCAUCAUCCGCUCAGUAAGUUUUGCACUGUCUCUGGCAUGGUCGAUAGGUGUCUACACAUCUCCCAUCAUUGCAGCAGUGGCCUAUCGCAAAGGGUAUGCCACAUUUGAAGGAUUCUGCGCUUCGAUUAGACUCGCGGGCGUCAUCGUCUUCGUCAUGAUGGGCACGCUCUGCCUUAGAGGUAUUGGGCGCAUUGCCAGUCCAGACUACAGCAGCUUCCUGCGGGCACUCCAGUCUGCACAAACAAACCUCACAAAGGAGACUAAGAUGGAGCUCUCCAAAUUCGACAGCGAGUUCUAUGCCUGGCCUAUUGAUUUCCGUUGGAGUGACCCGGACGUGGACAACAGCAAGCCACGCAUGGAAGUAGACAGCCAUUCCUCUAGCAGGAGGGGCUUUUUUGCCAGUAUGAGAGCAGCACCCUGCGAAAUGUUCAGUUACAUUGCAGCCCACACAUUUGGCCGUAGAAUGAUGUACCCGGGUGCAGUCCAGCUGCUUCAGGCGGCUGUCGCACCCAUGCUACUCCAGGGCAGAGCUAGGCUCAUUGAAGAAUACAACGCCAUGAGACACAAGCUGUUCACGAGAGACGGCAACGAGAUUGAUUCCGUGUUUGUGGACAGGCGGAACGUGUCUUCUGCUCCCCAUGGGAAUACAUUGGUGAUCUGCUGCGAGGGCAAUGCGGGCUUCUACGAGUAUGGCAUUGCCACCACGCCACUCGAAGCUGGGUUCUCCGUUUUGGGGUGGAACCACCCUGGCUUUGCUGGGAGCACUGGCGUGCCGCUGCCGCCACAGGAGAAGAAUGCCAUGGAUGUGGUGAUGCAGUUCGCCAUCCACCGGCUUGGCUUUGCCCCGGAGAACAUUGUCGUGUUUGCCUGGUCCAUUGGCGCCUACUGUGCCACCUGGGGUGCCAUGAACUACCCAGACAUCAAGGGCCUGAUCUUGGAUGCCACAUUUGAUGAUGUUCUGCCUCUAGCAGCCUCUAAGAUGCCACAGAGCUGGGAGCCCAUUGUGAGGGGCACCAUUCGAGGGUACCUGAACCUCAACAACCUUGAGCAGCUGAACAGGUACAAGGGCCCAGUACUGAUGUAUCGGCGAACAAGGGACGAGAUCAUCUCGACUCAGGAUUCUGCUCAGAUCCAGAGUAAUCGAGGGAACAACCUGUUGAUAGGUUUACUCCAGCACCGUUUUCCCAAACUUGUGAAUGAGGACACGCUGUGGGCACUCAGGCAUUGGCUCUCUGGAGAUAGAAGUCACCAGAUGGUUCUUUGGAACGAAGAAGGCGUGGACGAAGAGGCCUGCACAGAGAGGCUGGCAGCCUAUGCUAGGGAGCACGGAGCCUCUUAUCCAAUGAUGAUUGGUGAAGGUCUGGAUGCAACUGUAAAGAUCCAGCUUGUUCUGUUCUUGGCCAAGAAGCACAUGGUGGACUUCAACUCGACGCACUGCACCCCGCUGCCCCCGAGCCUGUUCCACUUGCCCUGGGACCUGGCCCAAGUGGCGGACUCCGGUGGCCGAGGGAAUGGAUCUUCUGCUCCAAAACCAAGGAUGUAGAAGUAUAAGCACCCUGACUCUGCUCUUUCGUUUUGUUAUUAUUAAUGUGCUGCUGGAGUUCCAUUACCUUUUGUUUGUGUCACUGACAUACUUCAAGGAAGUGCUUUCCCUUGCUGCAGUGCAUUUGGCUUUUUAUUUCUUUGUUGGUUUCUAAUGGAACGUCUUGGGACUUGCUGGAUGUUUUUGGUUUCAGCUCAUUGGCCUCACGAAAUUGUCCUGGCCUGAUUCUUUGGUAUAGGGUACAGUCAGAAGAAUUUUAGUAGUGGUAUGUGGAAAUCAAACCUCUAAUGUACAGAUUUCUUCAAACUUGAGAUGGCCAUUGGGGCUAUAUUCUAUGUUGCAUCCUUUAUGGUGCUCUUGAUCCAAUGCCUAAAAGGAGAUUAAAUCACCAUCGGCAUUGAGUAUAAGGGCUCCAGCUUUCGAGCAGGCCGGUACUAAACAAAAGUUUCAAGAUCUCGGGGGAAAAAAAAAAAAAAAAAGAUUAUUGUGGUUGCGAUACUAUAUGGUAAGAAUUUCGUUCAUCGCUACUUUUGAAGGGCCUUGGACAUUGCUUCUCAUGUAUGUAGUGUUUACACUUUGAUCUAAUGCAUACUGAAUGCAGGUCUACGGUUGAAACGUUCUGUGAACUUCGUCUUUCAUUAAAGCACCUCAGUCUUGUCCCUGAUAUUUCUGGUCUAAGCCUGAUAUUUCUGAUCUAAGCCAUUGGUAGCAUAUACAGAGUGCAAAUGAAUUGGGGAUCAAUUUACGUUUUCUUUAUAUUAUUAUUUGGACAUUAAAAGCAACAUGUACUGUAGGAGUUUCUGUGGUCUCAGAUAAUGAAUUAUAUAUGCUUGUGAAUUUGACUGCUAUGGUCUGUUCCAAACUUUGAGGUCUUUUCGGCCAUGCCCUGUAUUCUCUGUGAUAUUCUUGAUGAACAAUCAUAGGAAGUCUUUGUUUAUUUGUUAGAUUAACUUUGGAGUCUCCAGAACAAUGCCAGUACAGUAUUUAUUGUGAUCUUGCAAUGUCUGUAGGCACACAUCCUCUAAUUGGAGUUGACAUUAGAAUUGAUAUAGAAGAAACUUUUUGUGAAAAUUUGUUUGUUUCAUCGUGACAUUCCUGCUUGUAUGAAGUUGAUUGCCUUCUACACUUGGAGGAGAGUGGGUAUUUAUAUUGUAGGCACAAGGCAUAUUACUCGUGCUGUUCUUGCUUCCCGAUUCACUGUGUGUUCUCUGCAGAGGUUAAAUUAAUCAUUUUCUGAACAAGAUGUAACCAAGCCCCUUUCACUGAGGCAUUGGAGCCAUAUGUAUGGCUUUACGAGACUUGGGCCUGGGAACCUGGUUUGUGUAAAGUAACGAGCAAUGGUAAUUGUAUGUACUGUGCUAAUGCAUAUUAUAUGUUCACACUUUUGGGCCAUAAUAAACUAGCGAUCUACAUCCUGAA
Molecule: messenger RNA, 3148 nt
Organism: Ixodes scapularis (black-legged tick)
Lineage: Eukaryota; Metazoa; Arthropoda; Arachnida; Ixodida; Ixodidae
Product: phosphatidylserine lipase ABHD16A
Exons: 21
Coding region: 71-1729 (552 amino acids)
Biological process (GO): phosphatidylserine catabolic process; monoacylglycerol catabolic process
Cellular component (GO): endomembrane system
Molecular function (GO): monoacylglycerol lipase activity; glycerophospholipase activity
Source: RefSeq, a predicted model, not a curated record